Messenger RNA from Saprolegnia diclina VS20, 1212 nucleotides. RefSeq lists its product as hypothetical. The transcript has 2 exons. Gene Ontology annotation, molecular function: protein binding; RNA binding. Lineage: Eukaryota; Oomycota; Saprolegniomycetes; Saprolegniales; Saprolegniaceae. The record is from RefSeq and is a predicted model, not a curated record. Gene Ontology annotation, cellular component: catalytic step 2 spliceosome. The coding region runs from base 54 to 1163 and encodes 369 amino acids.
UUCGCGCAACACCACGUUCCAUCGUUCGUGCCCAGCGGUGCUACAGCGAGGAAAUGGGCGGUGACAAGCGAUCGGCGCCGGACGCCGAGACGACGGCCUUGGCCAAGCGCGCGCGCCCGGAUGAGAACCAGACCUUCCCGCGCAGCUCGGCCAUCGUGCCCGUGGACGCCAAGGUCGUGACCAUCAGCGCCAAGACCGACAGCAGCCAGCGGACGUCCGACCUCCUCGCGCCCACGAUGCUUCUCUCGGGCCAUAGCGCCGCCGUGUACUCGAUGGCCUUUAGCCCCAACGGCAAGAGCGCGGCCUCGGCGUCGUUUGACAAGUCGAUCUUUCUCUGGAACGUCUACGGCGAAUGCACCAACUACAACGUCUUGAGCGGCCACAAGAACGCGGUGCUCCAGGUGCAAUGGUCGUACGACGGCAGCAUGCUCGUGUCGGCCUCGGCGGACAAGACCGUUGGCCUCUGGGACGCCGAGACGGGCCGCCGCCUUAAGAACUACAAGACCCACACGGCCAUUGUCAACAGUGUCUGCCCCGUCGCCAAGGGUCCGCAGCUCCUUGUCAGUGGCAGCGACGACCGUACGAUCAAGAUUUGGGAUACGCGGCUCAAGCGCGAAGUCGCCACGAUCGAAGAGCGAUUCCAGGUCACGGCGGUCUGCUUUGGCGCCGACUCGAGCCAAGUCUUUUCGGGCGGCGUCGACGGGCUUGUCAAGCAGUGGGACAUGCGCAAGGCCGACGCCGGGCCCGUCGACAUUCUCACAGGCCACAGCGAGAUCAUUACGAGCUUGCAGAUGAGUCCGGACAGCAACUUUGUGCUCUCGAACGCCAUGGACAGCACGCUGCGCAAGUGGGACGUGCGUCCGUUCUGCGAAGGCGCGCGCUGCAAGAUGAUCUACUACGGCGCCAAGCACAGCAACGACCGCAACUUGAUUCGCGCGAAUUGGAGCCCCGACAUGCGCUACGUCGGCAGCGGCAGCGCCGAUCGCCACGUGUACAUUUGGGACACGGAGACGGGCGAGCUGCGGUACCACCUCCCGGGGCACUCUGGCAGCGUCAACGAAGUCGCGUUCCACCCGAACCCGAGCGAGCCGAUCGUCGGCUCGUGCAGUAGCGACAAGACCAUGUACUUUGGCGAGCUCCUCGACAGCUACGUCGCGGCCUAGGCUUCGAACCCCGAUAUCUCCCGGCUUCUUUAUAGUUUCUAUUGCUCGA